Sclerotinia trifoliorum is the source of this 1870-nucleotide messenger RNA. Lineage: Eukaryota; Fungi; Ascomycota; Leotiomycetes; Helotiales; Sclerotiniaceae. The record is from the annotation of a GenBank genome assembly.
UAUUUUUACCCCUCGAUUAAAUAAUACAUAUCAUCAUCAUACCUCAUCAUCAUCCCAACUUCUAACCCUUCAACACCAUGGGCUCCAACGCCCUCGACGACGACUACAGCAACUCCGAGAACGAAUUCUGGAUAUUUGGAUAUGGGUACAUAAAACCCCCUCCCCUCCUUUCCCAAACCAAAAAUUAUACACAAAAAUUAUACAUUUCAAUUUCCAACUAAUUUCCAAAAUAAUACAGAAGUUUAAUUUGGAAACCCCCGCCACAUUUCGGUAAACCUCCCUUCGUUCAUCAUUAUUCACUUCCUCGUACUUCCUCGUACUUGCUUCUUUUUUAAGAGUACCACCGAAAACCUAGAUGUAGGAUUUAAUGACCAAUCCUUUGUGAUGAAUGAUUAGAUCGUCGUGUUCCGGGAUAUGUGACUGGAUAUGUGAGAAGAUUUUGGCAGGUAUGGUUAUGUUUAUGUCUUUGUGGUUCUUUUUGCAAUCUAGAUAGUGUUGGAGUUUGAGGAUUCUCAUUUAUUGAACAUAUCUUGUACAAAUGAUGAAGAACCAAUAGAGUAGCUGACAACAAUCCAGGCUAGGUAAACUCACAACCCCAUGACAAAACCUCACCCCUUACCUCCCUCCUACCCCAAUCUCCUUCCCCGAACCCAGCCCCAAACGCAACCCAUCUAACACCCCUCCCCUCACCCCAGCGAAGACCACCGCGGCACACCCACCUCCCCAGGACGAGUCGUAACACUCAUCCCGCACGCCCACUGGCUCACACUCCACGAUCCGCACCCCAUCCCCUCCGAAACCACCUCUCCAAAAGUAUGGGGAACCGCCUAUCGAAUCCUCGCUUCAAAGGUUGCCGAAGUGCGCGAAUAUCUCGAUAUACGAGAGAUUAAUGGAUAUACUAUACACUAUACACCUUUUUAUCCCCCUUCUUCCUCAUCCAUCAACCCAGACAAUGAGAGUGGUGGGGCUACGAGUAUCAAAACAUUGGUCUACAUAGGAACGCCUGACAAUGCGCAAUUUACCGGGCCGCAAGACCCGCAGGAACUAGCUGAACAUAUAUGGAGGAGUGAGGGCCCCAGUGGGUUAAAUAGGGAUUAUCUUUUGAGUUUGGAUAUUGCUUGUAGGUGGUUUCCAUCUCUACACUUUUUGUCAAAUGAUUCUAGUCGUUAUACUUGUCUGCUUCUCAGGGUGGAUCGUCAUGCUGAUAUAUUUAGUGGAUGAGCUGAGUCCUGAGAGCGGGGAUGAGCAUGUCAAGGACCUGGCAAAUAGAGUUCGGAAGAUUGCCAUGGGGCGAAUAGGUGUCGAAGCAGAAGCAAGUCACACGGAAGUUAUAGAGCAUGAGCUCAAAAAGGUUAAAAGCACGGAUGAGCAAGAAGAGACUGAAAAGUAAUGCGUGAAAGAGCCACUCGUUCAUUCCCUCCGUGGGGUAUUAUUGCCAUAGAGACCAUUAGAGAGACCUGCAAAGAUGCAGACCUUCAUAAAGAGACCUCGAUCAAAGUGACCGAGAGCCGAAAAUACAGGCAGAAUUGAAAAACAUUCGUGAGAUGUUCAAAGAAAUAGUGAUCGAGCAAGGUAAGAUACCCCUUCCGAACUCCAUGCAAGCAUAUAGCUCGCCAGGCCAGAACCGCUGCCAGAAGCCACGAGAUUAAAAUCAAGCUGCCAUCGAGAAGGACAACAUCCUAAAAUCCACCACACAACAGAAUUUCGCGGAAAACACCCCAGGAAUUGACUUUUCUUGUUGAAGAUUGAGGAAAAACACCGUCCCACUGGAAAAGCAAUCUAUUGAUUGCCCCACUGGCCAGCGUUUCCACCACCUUGUCCACGGUCAUAUCCUCCUCCACCGGAAUAUCCACCACCACCGCCACCAGAG